AUGCUAAAGAUCGCCUCUAUCGUCCAAGGAAUAUGCCUCAGCCUGUUGAUCGACUUGGCGGAGGGCAUCGACCAAGCCGUCAACCCCACGCUCGUGGGCCGUCUGAAGCUGAGCCCGACCGAGCUUGACAAGAUCAAACUUCUCCCUCAAGACAGCUGUGAAAACGCAACGCUCGUCUCCGCUCUAAGCUCCGAGGAUGCUGGCACGCACAACGUUGCGAACGGGCUGUUUGGUAUGCCAUCAGAAGUUCUGGCCGCGGCGUUUGGCGAUAGUCCACUGGCCAUGCAAUUUGCGGCUCUCGCCCAGAAUAUUCCGGCAGUGGGCACCGGAGCUUCGGAGGGGUCUUCUGAGUGCAUGCGAAGGUGCGAGGGUGGCCCGUCCUUCUAA
This is a messenger RNA of Verticillium nonalfalfae, 387 nucleotides long. RefSeq lists its product as uncharacterized. The record is from RefSeq and is a predicted model, not a curated record. Lineage: Eukaryota; Fungi; Ascomycota; Sordariomycetes; Glomerellales; Plectosphaerellaceae. The transcript is spliced from 2 exons. Bases 1 to 387 code for a protein of 128 amino acids.